AUGAUGUACACAAGAGGUAGAAUACGAUCUGCUCUACGACGUCUACCACUACGGAUUCCCCAUUUGAGAUCUGCUACAUUCCAUCAAAGUUUAGCAAAUCAGACCAUUGACGCGACUACCUUCAAUACUAAGCUCCAGUCAAUCCUUGCAACUGAACCGAGCUCUAAAAUAUUUCAAUUCCUUGUCAAGAAUCAUGCACGGGUUGAUCCAAAAUUUUCCCUUACAUACACAUACAACUUACUCCAGCAAAACAAUUUACAAGCGGCUAUUUCAUUGCAACAUUUGCUUUUGACAAAUGAAAACUAUCAAAUACCGAAUGAAUUAUGGAGUGUUUUCCUAGAUAAAGUGUGUUUAGAAUCAAAUUAUCUUGGUGCAAUGUUUAUUUUCCAUGAACUAAUUGAUAAUCAUCUGUUUUAUGAUGAAGUUAGUUUUGCAGUACAAGAUAAUGAUCAGAUUCCAUUCAUAGUGAAUACCGCAAGCUUAGUUUACUUGGCAAAGAUCUUCACAAACAAUGGCGAUGCUAAACGAAUGGAAGGCAUAUUGCGAUAUUUCAGAAGGUUUUACUCGUUCUUGGAUUAUCAAGAUGCUUAUCAGUCUUUACUUGCGCUUACUGUGGAAGUAUAUUCAGAAAUGGGAGAUCUUACCAUGGCAUUGAAAAAGUUCAAGAACCUUGCAUUUGCAUCAAGGGGCCUUGCAGGAAAAAAACCUGUCCGCAGGUUGUCUUGGGAAUACGCUGAUUCUGAGAAGUGGAGAUUAGACAAUAUUAAACUGAAUCAAUAUCGGUUCGAUUUUAUACCUACUUACCCACUAGAUAUCCAUCAACAAUUAUUGGCACAGAUAUGUCAAAGUGGGAUCUACAAUCCGGUGGUGCAGUAUAAUAUUUACUCAUCGCCAGUAGUCGGCUCCUCCAGUGGCACCAGCAACUCAAGCUCUGUUGCCAAUACAAUCACUCCGAUCAUACAAAAACGGAUUACAUCUACUGACUUGCCCCGAUUUCAAAACCUUAUUACUGAAUACAUCAAACGGGAAGAGAUAUACGACUAUCACAAACUUAUUCAAUUCAUGAAGAUAAAUCACCUCAGUUUGCAUAUUUUCAUCAUCACAACACUUUGCCAUCUCGAUAAACAUAAAUUGGCUUUUGCUGUACUAAAAUCAUUGAAUUCAUAUGGUCAACGAUUGUGUAAAAGCCCAGCAUUUAUUACAUUACUUCAAUCGACGCAAAACAACCCAGAGUUACAUACUUUACGAUCUGAUAUCAUCAAGUAUUACCGUCUGUUGAACAAAGGAUAUAUGAAUUAUCCCGUUGCUGCUUACGUAUGA
Molecule: messenger RNA, 1320 nt
Organism: Lodderomyces orthopsilosis Co 90-125
Lineage: Eukaryota; Fungi; Ascomycota; Pichiomycetes; Serinales; Debaryomycetaceae
Exons: 1
Coding region: 1-1320 (439 amino acids)
Source: RefSeq, a predicted model, not a curated record